AUAAGGCCAUGGUGCCAAUGCUUAGUAUCUAUUAGUAAAUAGUUCACAUAGCUGAAGAGAGAUGUUGUCGAUAGUAGUUUUCCUCUUGUUCCUAUCCUCGACUCUUUGUCAGCGCCAAUGCGACCCCCGGGAUCCAAACUGCGUUGACGCAUUCCAGGUUGCUGGUGACAAUUUUGGCGGGGCAAUCGCUGCAGAAAUCCCCUAUAACAAUGUAGCCGACGCUGGCUUCCCCAAUGCACCCAAUACAUUUGACACUGUUGCCGUGGUAGGAUUCGACAACUUUGAUUCUGGCCCUGGAAUGCCUCAGGUCCAAGGCAUUGAAGUCGUAGGACAGCCAUUUGACGUUCAGUCCGACUUCGGACCUGUCCCGAGAGGAGUUAAUAUCAUUGAAACUAGAGCAUUCGAUAACGAUGAAAACCAAGCAAUAAUCAUCGAUACCAGGGGACCAGUGGACCAGAGACCGAUGAACAAUGAUGUUCAGAACUAUCAGCCAAAAAUGGACAAGAAAAUGGAUAUUUAUCCCGGACAGAUGGACAAGAAAAUGGAUAUUUAUCCCGGACAGAUGGACAAGAAAAUGGACAUGUACCCUGGAAAAAUCGACAAGAAAAUGGAUGUCUACCCUGCUAACUUCGAUAAAUAUCCCGUGGAUAAGUACCCUAUGGACAAAUAUCCCGUGGACAAAUAUCCAGUUGAUAAGUAUCCAGUCGAUAAAUAUCCCAUGGAUAAAUACCCCGUUGACAAAUAUCCCAUGGAUAAAUACCCAGUCGACAAAUAUCCUGUGGACAAAUAUCCAGUGGACAAAUAUCCAGUAGAUAAAUACCCAGUCGAUAAAUAUCCAGUUGAUAAAUAUCCGGUGGACAAGUACCCCACUGAUAAGUAUCCUAUGGACAAGUACCCCGUCGACAAGUAUCCAGUUGACAAGUAUCCGGCUGAUAAAUAUCCAGUUGACAAGUAUCCAGUUGAUAAAUAUCCGAUGGACAAGUACCCUGUUGACAAGUACCCUGUUGACAAGUACCCAGUUGACAAAUACCCAGUUGACAAAUAUCCAGUUGAUAAAUAUCCAGUUGACAAAUACCCAGUUGACAAAUAUCCAGUUGAUAAAUAUCCAGUUGACAAAUAUCCAAUGGACAAACAAAAGCCAAAAUACGACAACACAUUAGAAAAAUAUCCUGGUAAGUACGACAAAUUCCAGAAAUACGACAAAUACCCAGGAAAGACACAAGAUAUCUAUUCAGGCAAACUCGACAAGGGAUUCGAUAACUAUCAAAUGGACAAGAAAGGGAACGCAUAUCCUUCUAAAUUAGACAAGACCUACGAACUUUACCCUACCAAAGGAUACGACAAGGUCGCAGUUAGAUUCGAUGAGAGCGACAAGUACCCCAUCGUCGACAAACUCAUGAACAUUUACCCCACCCAAGCAGACAAAAUGAUCGAUAAAUACCAACCCGUCGACAAGUACCAGCCAAAGUAUGAGACCAGGCGGCCAGAGAAAUUCCAGAAGGGAUCUUACGACAAGUAUGUACCUAAGCCAAAAUACAACAAAAAAUCUUACGACACUGGUAAAUAUAGCAAUAAGCGUUACCAGAAGAAGUAUGACUACAGCUCUAAGUACCCCAGGAAGUACGAUUAUCCUGAGCCGACCUCCCGUCCCGUGUACAGGAGACCCACGGUGACCGAGCCCAGCGUCAACCAACAGGAGUACUACGCCACCCAGCCUCCAGUGAACAGGAGGAGAAACGCACGCAGAAUGCAGAGGCGCCGCCCCUCCAGAAGAAGGUCAUCCGGGUACUAAACUCACCUCUUCACAUUAGAGAUCUCCACCAUAAUUAGCUGAGCGAUGCGGUCAGCUUCUUGACUCGAUACCGGACUGCCCCCACGAUUACUGACGACGUACUGUUUUGAUAUUUGUAUAGUAAUAAAAUAACAUGACUCUGAA
Molecule: messenger RNA, 1936 nt
Organism: Magallana angulata
Lineage: Eukaryota; Metazoa; Mollusca; Bivalvia; Ostreida; Ostreidae
Exons: 3
Coding region: 62-1792 (576 amino acids)
Biological process (GO): negative regulation of protein sumoylation
Molecular function (GO): calcium ion binding
Source: RefSeq, a predicted model, not a curated record